AAUUUAAUUGCGAUCCAGAGGUGGAAGAACUGACGAAGCAGCCUCCUCCUAUAUCGCCGAUCUCGAUCGCCAGGCGGAGUUUCUGACCACAACCUUGAGCAUUUGGAAGGCUGAAGCUGGGUAGAUGGCUUGAGAUAUCUUUUGUAAAAAAAAAUGAGAAAAGUUACAAGCCGAUUCCAGAAACUAUCUUAGCACAACAGUACUUCUCGUGGCUCCCAAUUUUUCCAGGUUUCUUCAAGUUCAUUCAGCCCCACCAUGUCGAACAUGGAUGCCAAUGAACAUGAGAAUCAAAAUGAGGAAAAUGGCAUGCCAUCAGCCCAACAGGAGGAAGAAGCAAUCAAGAAGAAAUAUGGAAGAAUGGUACCCAAAAAACCACCACUGAUAUCCAAGGCAAGUCUUGAAGUGGAAGUGGAAGUUUCACUUCAGUUCUAUAGACAGUUUAUUUUCCUUGAAUAUUCAUUCCACAACCAACACUAUCGAAUUCUUAUGCAGGAUCAUGAACGUGCAUACUUUGAUUCUGCAGAUUGGGCUUUAGGGAAGCAAGAUGGGCAUGCUCAGAAACCGAAGGGACCUCUUGAAGCACUUCGUCCAAAGCUGCAGCCCACACCUCAGCAGCAAGUUCGUUCACGCCGCUCAGUGUAUGCAUCUGCUGACAAUGAAGAUGGGGGAAAUGGUGCUUCUGAGGAAAUGAACGACAAUAACAACUAUGAUCAGUAAUGGCAUCAUCAGCAGUUUUAGUUCUUUUAUAAACCAUUCAGAGUUAUUUAUUAGAUCUAGAUCCCAUGAGUAAGAAUGCCUUUUCAUUGGAUUUUUGCUUUCAAUGAAAGUAAGAUUUAUCCAACUUUGUUUCUUAAGCAUACCGUGAUGUAGGAACGAUAGCCUAAAGUGCCAAUGCCCACAAACCAUGUUCUAGUUUUCGAGAUAAUAUUCUCACAUUGAUCUUU
Molecule: messenger RNA, 944 nt
Organism: Zingiber officinale
Lineage: Eukaryota; Viridiplantae; Streptophyta; Magnoliopsida; Zingiberales; Zingiberaceae
Exons: 7
Coding region: 256-717 (153 amino acids)
Cellular component (GO): cytoplasm
Molecular function (GO): protein phosphatase inhibitor activity
Source: RefSeq, a predicted model, not a curated record